Molecule: messenger RNA, 2166 nt
Organism: Phalaenopsis equestris
Lineage: Eukaryota; Viridiplantae; Streptophyta; Magnoliopsida; Asparagales; Orchidaceae
Product: probable mannan synthase 4
Exons: 10
Coding region: 97-1902 (601 amino acids)
Cellular component (GO): Golgi apparatus
Molecular function (GO): mannan synthase activity
Source: RefSeq, a predicted model, not a curated record
UGAAGUUUGAACCGUGGAAUCAAAAAGCGUAGGGAGACCACUGAAAGUAAAGCGGCGUAGAGGGGGUAGAGGAACGGCAUAGGGAGCCUGCGGACCAUGAGGAACGUGUUUCCUGCUGCAUUUGUGUUGGCGGCCACCAUUGCUGCAUGCGAAGCCACAUCCUCCGCUCCCAGUGGGCUCACCCGCGGUCCUUUCCUCCUGCAACAAACUCACUCUCACCCUCCUCCUUCUUCCUCCAUCCUUUUCCGCCCUUCCAAGGCUUUCGACACAACCUCUGCAUUGGUAGCCAAGUGUGCGCGCGUUAUUGGUCUUUCGGUCUCCGACGGCUUCGAGUCCUUCUUCCAGUCGGUCGGCGAUGCCCUCCCGGAACAAUUUUUCUCCGUGUGGACUCUGGUGCGGGCCAAGGCGUUGGCACCCGUGUUGAAGGUGUUGGUGGCCGCCUGCCUCUUUAUGUCGGUGAUGUUGGUGGUGGACAUCACCUCCAUGGCCCUUGUCAGCCUAGCCGUCAAGCUGCUCCGUUUCAGGCCGGAGACACGGUACAAAUGGGAACCCAUCAAGUCAGACGAAGAGACCGGAAGUUUGGCCUACCCAAUGGUCCUCGUUCAGAUCCCAAUGUACAACGAGAGAGAGGUCUACAAACUCUCCAUCGGAGCGGUGUGCGCGCUCACAUGGCCGCCGGAUCGGAUCAUAAUACAAGUCCUGGAUGACUCGACUGACCCUGCCAUUAAGGACUUGGUGGCUCUUGAGUGUAAGAUUUGGGCCAGUAAAGGCAUGAAUAUCACUUAUGAAGUUAGGGAAAAUAGAAAGGGUUAUAAAGCAGGAGCAUUAAAGAAGGGAAUGGAAUAUACCUAUGUUGAACAGUGUGAGUUUGUGGCCAUCUUUGAUGCUGAUUUCAGGCCUGGUGCUGAUUUUCUCAUGAGAACGAUUCCUUAUCUUGUGUCCAAUUCACAAAUUGCUCUCGUUCAAGCUCGCUGGGAGUUUGUUAAUUACAGUGAGUGCCUGAUGACAAGGAUACAAAGGAUAUCUCUUGAUUAUCAUUUCAAGGUGGAGCAAGAGGCGGGUUCAUCAACCUUUGCCUUCUUCGGUUUCAACGGAACUGCUGGUGUGUGGCGAAUACCUGCUAUUGAAGAAGCGGGCGGUUGGAAUGAUCGAACUACUGUGGAGGACAUGGAUUUGGCGGUGAGGGCAGGCCUCAAAGGUUGGAAAUUCUUAUAUAUUGGUGACAUCAAGGUCCAGAGUGAAUUACCGUGCACUUUCAAGGCAUACCGGCACCAGCAACACCGAUGGACAUGCGGAGCUGCAAACUUAUUUAGAAAGGUGGCAUUUGAUAUUUUGAUUGCUAAGAAUGUCUCAAUAUGGAGGAAGAUUUAUGUGCUUUACAGCUUUUUCUUUGUGCGCAAGAUUAUAACCCACAUAGUCACAUUUCUAUUCUAUUCCGUCGUGGUUCCAGCCUCUGUUCUCAUACCGGAGGUCAGCAUUCCCUUAUGGGGAGUGAUGUACAUUCCAACUGCCAUCACCAUUCUCAAUGCCUUGAGAAAUCCACGUUUUAUUCAUAUAAUGCCAUUCUGGGUUCUGUUCGAGAAUGUCAUGUCCUUUCACAGAAUCAAGGCAACUUUGAUAGGCCUAUUGGAGAUGGGAAAUGUGAAUGAAUGGGUUGUAACAGAGAAGUUGGGAGAAUCUUCCAAAGGAAAUCCUGAGGACAACAAGCCUGAAGCAACCUCAACAAAAUUUAAAGAUAGAAUCAACUUUACGGAGCUUGGAUUCGCUGUUUUUCUCCUCUUUUGUGCUUCCUAUAACGUUGUCUUUGGAAAGAAUUACUACUACAUAUAUCUUUUCCUUCAAGCCUUUGCUUUCAUUGCAAUAGGCUUGGGCUACGCUGGAGCCUCUGCUUCCAACUCAUAGCCAUUGUCUGAUACCUUUUUCUUACAUUUUUUGGACAGCUUCAGACAAUUCUUUAUGUUAAGCUCUGAGGUCGUUGAAGAAAUAUGGCAGUGAUUUGUUGACAGGAAGGACAGGGAAAGACCAUGCAGACAUUGGCAUGUACGCCUCUGCUUACGAAUUGCCUAAUCCCCUUUUGGUUUUAUCUCGUUGUUGUAGCUUUAGGCUUUGACUUUAAGGAUAUCUAUAAACUGUACCUUUUAUCUGUAUAACUAUGCCGGAUGACUU